Messenger RNA from Helobdella robusta, 420 nucleotides. RefSeq lists its product as hypothetical. Gene Ontology annotation, molecular function: ubiquitin protein ligase activity. The transcript has a single exon. The record is from RefSeq and is a predicted model, not a curated record. Gene Ontology annotation, biological process: protein ubiquitination. NCBI's taxonomy places the organism in Eukaryota, Metazoa, Annelida, Clitellata, Rhynchobdellida, Glossiphoniidae. Bases 1 to 420 code for a protein of 139 amino acids.
AUGAUUAAACUGGCACAAGAUACUUAUUACCGAAAAAGGAUAAAAAAGUCUAAGCCGGUCGUCCGCAAAUAUAAAUCUGGGGAUUUUAAAAUUUCUGUACAUCAUACGGAUAAUUGUUUUCCAAAUCUAGACGAAGUUUCUUAUACACUGCCCUAUUUGAGAAAUCAUUUUCCAACUGAUACGUGUGUGGUGUGUUUGGAGAAAUUUAAGGAUGGUGAAUUUGUGCGUCAGCUUCCCUGCGCUCAUGUUUUUCACCAUACCUGUCUGGAUGGCUGGAUUCAGAAUAAAACAAACUGCCCGUCUUGUAGGAGGGUGUUGAUCAUAAAAUUUACAAGCUCCUAUCAAUGCGUCAAUUGGGAAGCUGGGAGAAAUAGAAAAAAUAUCGAAAUUCAUAUGCUCACUAGACCGAAAUUUAAUUGA